This is a messenger RNA of Amaranthus tricolor (Joseph's coat), 1703 nucleotides long. Its product is annotated as serine/threonine-protein phosphatase 7 long form homolog. The transcript is spliced from 3 exons. The record is from RefSeq and is a predicted model, not a curated record. Lineage: Eukaryota; Viridiplantae; Streptophyta; Magnoliopsida; Caryophyllales; Amaranthaceae. The coding region runs from base 748 to 1539 and encodes 263 amino acids.
UAACAGCGAUCAUGGCGAUGCCGGGUCCAGUUGAUCCAUCAGUGCUUACGCUUCAGGUGACACACAGGAGCGUAGCUGCGUGGGAGGGCUCCACUGCCCAAUUGGUUACUCGUCAGCACUACCAGGCGAGUACAUUACAGUGGGAGGUGGAUGACAGGGUAUUAGAGGUAGUCGAACUAGCUGGUUUCAGAUACAUUCAUAGGUUGUUGGGCGGGGGUUUAGAGCUCGAUCGAGCUCUUAUCACUGCAUUGGUGGAGAGGUGGAGGCCGGAGACUCAUACCUUCCACCUCACAGUUGGCGAGGUAACGAUCACGUUGCAAGAUGUGGCAGUUAUAAUGGGACUGCCCAUCGAAGGUCAAGCAGUGAUAGGCCAUGGAGAGGGAAAUUGGCCAGCAUUAGUUCAUGAGCUACUAGGGGUUUGGCCUGAAAACCCCCAAGACCCCACACAGCCGAAGAUCAUCGUUGGAUCGUCAUUGAAGCUGACUUGGCUCCGAGAGCAUUUUAGCGCGCUGGAGGAUGACAUGAUGUGACGGUUGAUAGACAUGCGCGAGCUUACAUCUUGUACCUGUUUGGAUGCAUCUUGUUUCCAGACAAGAGCGGCGACUCGGUACAGUUUAUCUAUCUCCCUCUACUGGGAGACUUGGAGCGCGUAGAUGAGUACAGUUGGGGAAGUGCUACCCUAGUGUAUCUGUAUCAUAACUUAUGUCGAACAUCUUGUAAGGGUGCCAAGACAUUGGUGGCUGCUUGAUGUUGUUACAGAUAUGGUCAUGGGAGCACAUUCAUAUAGGGAGGCCCAUUAUUCGGACGAUUCGACCCGAUGGGCAACAUGAUCAGGAAGAUGACGCGGGUGAUUUUGAACCGGUUUUAGGGUCACAACAUCGGCGCGGGUUGGAUCCUUUAGCUGUAAGCUGGCUUCGCGUAUAUCUUUCGAGAUCCCACUCCCCACAUACUCUCGUCUACUACAGAGACGCACUUGAUCGACAAUGGGACGAGCAGAUGACAUGGCAGCCUUACACAGCGGCUAAGAUGGACGCUCUGCCGCACAUAUGUACAUCGGGCCACGAGAUUUGGAGAUCACGUUGUCCACUUAUUUGUUUUGACAUCGUCGAGCUACACCUCCCGGAUCGUGUUAUGCGUCAAUUCGGUUUGGAGCAGGUUAUUCCGCAUGCCUGUGACACCCAACCUCAACUACAUGCGAUCGAUCGAAGGACUGGGGACAAGAACUACGCCCUACGACAUAGAUCGCACGUAGAUGCAUGGAAUGACCGAACAUCUCGUUUGGUUCGAGGAGAUAACUUCCAUCGUCAUCCGGUACUAUGUCGCCAUUCGUUCCUCCAACUUCCAUCACCACUCCUCCUCCACAUCCAUCGCCUCCGCAAAGGAUCAUCACAUAUCAGCGUGCUAGUCAACGACGAGCUCCUGCCCUUAAUGUCAUUGCGGAGGUUGACGAGUUCACACCAUCAUCAUCCACCGGUGCGCAAAACAAAAGGGGCCGGGGGUUGUAGUUUGAAAAAUUUUGCAUAUUCUUAUAUGACUUGAACUUCUUGUAUGACUUUCCAUAAUUGUAAUAUAUCUUUGCAUUAUUUUCAAAAUUAAUUUUUUCAAAUCAAGUCGGUUCGUAAUUGAUUAUUAUGGAAUAGAUGGUAUUGAACUAGUUUAAUGCAUGUUGCGUUCACUAUUUUAAAAUGAAAGAAAAAAAAAUU